UCUCGCCUUCCUCUUCCUGGAGCCGUUGCCAGCCCCCUGCCCGCCCGCCGGCCGCCAGCGCCAGGACACAAGGACUCCUUCCCUUUCCAGCCUGGAAAGCCCCCUCCUUGCCCCCCCAUCCUGAGCUGCGGGCCUGGAGGAGGGGCCUGGAGCCCCCAGCAGCCUUCCCCUUGCAGGACCCGGUCCCCCCUCCCCCCGCUGGGGGCGUCUAUGGAUGCGUGUCCUGGGAGAGAAGGCCCCGCAGCCCCCCUGGGCCGGCCCAGCCUGGCCGCUGCCCACUGGGGGGGGGGGGCGGUGUGCCAGGGCCUCGCCUAGGCAGACACUCUCAGGACCCCGGUCGGACCCCUCCCUGGGAACCCACGUGCUGGCACAGGUGUCCUGGAAGGUUUGGGCAGCGGGGGGAGGUGGCCCAAUGAGAAGCAGCAGGAGAAACCUCAGCCUCCGGGCAGAGAGCUGAGCGCAGCAGGUCUGCAGGGUGAGGGGCUGGGAGCCCACGGCCGCCGGGUGCAGGCGAUGAAAGAAGUGCCCUCCCAGGUGCAGCUGUGAUUGCAGGGCGCCUCCCCGGCCGUGAUUGCAGGACCCGGGUUUGCUGGGUGACCGACUCUGGGAGCCGCGGCUGAAUGAUGCCGGGCGUGGCUGUGCCCAGAAGCUGGGGGCCCUGGGGGGCCUGGUCUGGCCUCGCCCUGCUCUCGGCCCUCUGGCUGCUGUGGCUGUUCUGGGGGGCUCCUGGGGGAGUCCCCGCGCCCCAGCGCACACUCACCAUCCUGGUCUGGAACUGGCCCUUUGCCCACCGGCCCCCGGAGCUGCCCAGCGACACCUGCACCCGCUACGGAAUGGCGCACUGCAGCCUGAGCACCAACCGCAGCCUGCUGGCCCGUGCCGACGCCGUGGUCUUCCAUCACCGCGAGCUGCAGACCCGGCGGGCCCGCCUGCCCCUGGCCGAGCGGCCGCGGGGCCAGCCCUGGGUGUGGGCUUCCAUGGAGUCGCCCAGCCACACGCGUGGCCUUGACCGUCUCCGAGGCGUCUUCAACUGGGUGCUGAGCUACCGGCGGGACUCGGACAUCUUCGUGCCCUACGGCCGCCUGGAGCCCCGGGAGGGGCCCGUGCCCCCGCUGCCCGCCAAGAGCCGGGUGGCCGCCUGGGUGGUCAGCAACUUCCAGGCUCAGCAGCGGCGCGUGCAGCUGUACCGGCAGCUGGCGCCUCACCUGCCGGUGGACGUGUACGGCCGAGCCAACCAGCGGCCGCUGUGCGCGGACUGCCUGCUGCCCACCGUGGCCCGCUACCUCUUCUACCUGGCCUUCGAGAACUCGCAGCACCCCGACUACAUCACUGAGAAGUUCUGGCACAACGCCCUGGCGGCUGGCGCCGUGCCCGUGGUGCUGGGGCCCCCGCGGGCCUCCUACGAGGCCUUCGCACCCCCCGACUCCUUCGUGCAUGUGGACGACUUCGGCUCGGCCCGCGAGCUGGCCGCCUUCCUCCUGGGCAUGAACGAGAGCCAGUAUCGCAGCUACUUCGGGUGGCGGGACCGGUUUCGUGUGCAGCUGUUCAAUGACUGGAGGCAGCGCUUCUGUGCCAUCUGCGCCCGCUACCCCCACCUGCCCCGUGACCAGGUCUACCAGGACCUUCAGAGCUGGUUCCAGGCCUGAGCGCUGCUGGCAGUGG
Myotis myotis is the source of this 1662-nucleotide messenger RNA. It is a transcript of the gene FUT7, whose product is annotated as fucosyltransferase 7. Lineage: Eukaryota; Metazoa; Chordata; Mammalia; Chiroptera; Vespertilionidae. The transcript is spliced from 3 exons. The record is from RefSeq and is a predicted model, not a curated record. Gene Ontology annotation, molecular function: alpha-(1->3)-fucosyltransferase activity. Gene Ontology annotation, cellular component: membrane. The coding region runs from base 621 to 1646 and encodes 341 amino acids.